Phyllopteryx taeniolatus (common seadragon) is the source of this 2460-nucleotide messenger RNA. RefSeq names its product ELL associated factor 1 (gene eaf1). Gene Ontology annotation, molecular function: transcription elongation factor activity. The coding region runs from base 181 to 972 and encodes 263 amino acids. Gene Ontology annotation, cellular component: super elongation complex. The transcript is spliced from 6 exons. The record is from RefSeq and is a predicted model, not a curated record. Lineage: Eukaryota; Metazoa; Chordata; Actinopteri; Syngnathiformes; Syngnathidae. Gene Ontology annotation, biological process: positive regulation of DNA-templated transcription; regulation of transcription elongation by RNA polymerase II.
CGGGAUGUUUUGCUAGCAGUUAGCCGCCUGGCUAACCUUGUCGAAGCUGACUUAAUUUGGGGCAAAUUUCGCUAUUUUACAAGCUUGUAUUCUUUUAUUUUUAAAUUAUUUUUUUUUGUGCGUGUAACUUGUGAUGCAAAUUUGAACGUUCGGCUCCUUCGUCGACAACAAAGGGAGAAGAUGAACGGAAGUACGAACCCGUUGCUGGACAAAGAAGAACAUGUUUUGAAGCUCGGGGAAAGCUUCGAGAAAACACCAAAGUCCUCCUUUCACACCAUCAGAUAUGAUUUCAAACCGGCAUCCAUCGACACGAGCUGUGAAGGAGAGCUACACGUGGGCAAAGGAGACGAAGUCACUAUCACACUGCCCCACAUUCCGGGCUCCACGCCGCCCAUGACGGUGUUCAAAGGCAACAAGCGACAGUACCAGAAGGACUGCGUGCUCAUCAUCAAUCACGACACGGGCAGCUUCGUCCUGGAGAAGCUCAGCAGCAGCAUCCAGGUCAAGAAAACCAGGGCGGAAGGCAGCAGUAAGAUCCAAGCACGCAUCGAGCAGCAGGCAGUGCGGAGCAACCAGCCGGGACCUCAGUUCCGGGCCCCCACCAAGCCGGGCGUCGCCGCCAAGACGUCGCCCUCCAAGGACAACCCCUCGCCCGAACCGCAGCUGGAUGACAUCAAGAGAGAGCUGCGUGCCGAAGUGGACGUGAUCGAGCAGAUGAGCAGCAGCGGAAGCAGCGGCUCAGACAGCGCGUCGCCCAGCGCGGGCGACAGCAGCGACGACGGCGGCGCAGGGGGUGCCGGUGAGCGCGACGGCGCCCGCCCGCCGGGCCCCGUCUCCACUCCGCCCCCCGGCCGCCACGCCCUCGCCAACGGGGGUCCCGAGCGGCAGCCGCCCGCCAACCACCAGCUCAUCAACACGCUCAGAAGUGAUCUUCAGCUCAGCGAGUCGGGCAGCGACAGCGACGACCACUGAACCGGUCAGCCGCCGACGGAUGAACCGCACCCACCGACGCUGGCCUAACUGUACCUUUUUGUUGUUGUUGUUAGUUUUAUGGGUUCCCCACGCACAGGGGAAGACGAAGAGUGUAUUUUUUUUCCAAAUGAUGUCACAUAUUUAAUUUUGUACAAGAGAAAAGACUUUAUUGAUGGAAAAUUCUAUACCAGAGCGUGAUUUAUUUUCGAUACUUUUGUUCUUUUGUUGUAAAGCUACAUCCUAGUCCUUUUAACAAAAAUAAACUUUAGAGAUGGACAAUAAGGUUUACGGUAAUGUUUAAGGACACCAGUCCAAACAUGUUAACCACUGUGUUUACGAAGAAAACAUUUUUUUUUUUUAAAUUGAUAAGAUUUUUCCUACUCGAGUCACAAACCAAGUCAGAACUAUGUGAAAAAGCAAUCAAACCAUGUCAAAUACUGUAAUGGAAAAUAAACUAGCAAAGUGUAAAAAAUUAUUAUUAUUGUUGUUUUUAAAAAGACCAGUCAUGAGACAAAACAAGUCAAACAGGGUUUAUUUUAAAAGUCAGUGACAUUAUCAAUUAGUGUUUUAAAUGGAUUUUGACAUCUAUAAAAAAUGAUAUUCAGGAAUCUUGCCCUCAGGAGACUAUUAGCUACAAAACGGUCAGUGACAUGAUAAAAUUAGCAGUUUAAAGGAAAUUUGAAGUCUUUGUCAUUAUAUAUAUAUAUAUACCUGAUUUUUAGCCUCAGGAAAGACUGUUAGCGACAAAAACAUUGAAUUUAAAACUUUUUUUACUUUAAAAGUAAAUUUUCACAAUUAUAAAGUAAAAAUGACAUACAUGAGGGCGGCACGGUGGCCGACUGGUUAGAGCGUCAGCCUCACAGUUCUGAGGACCCGGGUUCAAUCCCCGGCCCCCGCCUGUGUGGAGUUUGCAUGUUCUCCCUGUGCCUGUGUGGGUUUUCUCCGGGCACUCCGGUUUCCUCCCACAUCCCAAAAACAUGCAUGAAUUGGAGACUCUAAAUUGCCCGUAGGCAUGACUGUGAGUGUGAAUGGUUGUUUGUUUCUAUGUGCCCUGUGAUUGGCUGGCAACCAGUUCAGCUGCCCGAUGACAGCUGGGAUAGGCUCCAGCAUGCCCGCGACCCUAGUGAGGAGAAGCGGCUCAGAGGAUGGAUGGAUGGCCAAACAUGAGCUAGUCAGACAUUUGCAGCCCCAGAAGGCACAGCUGCAAAAAGGUUCAUUUGAAUCACAGUCAGUCGCAUGAUUAAAUGAGUUGUUUUAAAAAAAAAAAAAAAAGAUCUGAUUGUCAUGCUGACAAGAGCAGUUGCGUUACUGCUUUUUCGGGGUCCUGUUUCUUGUUAUGAGUUGUGCGUUUGGACUCUAAAGUAUUUUUGGUAUUUCUAUUUUGGUGGUGAUUUUGUAUGAAAUUGCAGCAGAGAUGAUCCCAGUGUUGCCACUUCAGCUUCUUGGUGUUGUACAUAAGUCUGUGUUCAAAUAAAAUGUGCGGAAAGA